Argiope bruennichi is the source of this 4097-nucleotide messenger RNA. RefSeq names its product magnesium transporter NIPA2-like. The transcript is spliced from 6 exons. The record is from RefSeq and is a predicted model, not a curated record. Bases 231 to 1400 code for a protein of 389 amino acids. Gene Ontology annotation, cellular component: membrane. Gene Ontology annotation, biological process: magnesium ion transport. Gene Ontology annotation, molecular function: magnesium ion transmembrane transporter activity. Lineage: Eukaryota; Metazoa; Arthropoda; Arachnida; Araneae; Araneidae.
UUGAGACAGUACUCUUUGAUUCCUUCAUGCGAAUGUUUGAAUCGAUAUGCAUAUUUCUUGCUUGAUCUAACUGUUUACAGAUUUAGAAUUCAUAUGUAAACAGAAAGCAUGACAAUCUUAUUAGUAGGAAGGUGCGAAGCUGGGGGAAAAAAACUAAGACACAGGCAUAAAUAAAUAAACCUGCUAUUUUAAUUGCUAGGUGAAUUCUGUCAUUCAUAUACUAUUAAAACAUGAGUGAUACUACUGACACUGAUGUCCCCCAUGUGAUAUAUGAUUUCUAUUAUGGAUUGAGUUUGGCAGUCUCUUCAAGUCUCUUUAUUGGUGCAAGUUUUGUAAUAAAAAAGAAAGGAUUGUUAAAACUUGGCGUUCAAGGUCAGACUAGAGCAGGUUUAGGGGGUUAUGGCUAUUUAAAGGAAUGGAUUUGGUGGGCUGGGCUUCUUUCUAUGGGUAUUGGUGAAGCUGCUAAUUUUGCUGCGUAUGCAUUUGCACCAGCUAGUCUCGUAACUCCUCUUGGAUGUCUAAGUGUUCUUGUAAGUGCUAUAUUUUCUUCAAAGUUUCUGGGAGAAAGACUUAAUUUGUUGGGUAAAAUUGGUUGCUUUCUGUGUAUCAUUGGUUCUACCAUUAUUGUUUUGCAUUCACCUAAAGAGGGUACUGUAGACAGUAUAGAAAGACUUGGAGAGCUGCUUCUAGAACCAGGAUUUGUUGUUUAUGUGAUUAUAAUCGUCAUUUCAUCCUGUUUAUUAGUUAUAUUUUGCGUUCCAAGGUAUGGAUCUAGUAAUGUUGUGGUGUAUGUUUUAAUAUGCUCUAUGAUUGGAUCAUUAUCAGUGAUGGAAUGCAAAGGCUUGGGUUUAGCUUUACGAGAGACUUUUGGUGGUUCUCGAAACGAAUUUAGCAACUGGUUGACUUGGUUUCUCUUACUGUCUUUGAUUUUGUGCAUUACAGUACAGAUAAAUUAUUUAAACAAAGCCUUAGACACGUUUAAUACGUCAGUUGUUACUCCGGUUUAUUAUGUAUUUUUUACAACAUUUGUAAUUAGUGCUUCUUCAAUUUUAUUUAAAGAAUGGGGUAACAUGGCCGCUUCAGAUGUUAUGGGUAAUUUAUGUGGAUUUUUCUCUGUUAUAUGUGGGAUAUUUUUACUAAAUGCGUUUAGAGAAUGGGAUAUAUCCCUUAGUAACUUGAAUACUUUGUUACAAAAGAAAGAAGAUUCAAAAUUUGAUGAGAUUGAAGAUGAUGUUGAUACUUCUGUAUUAAUAGAUUGUCAUUCUCAUAGAAAUGGUGAAACGUCAAACUUAUUAGAAAGACAUUCUAGACAAAAUAGUCUUGAGUCUAGAACAUUUGCAGCUCUAACGAGUACUUCAGAGACUGCAUAUAAUUCUUUAUUACCAUUUACUACUAAGUAAAAAAACAUCUAUUUCAAAGUAUUAUUCAGAUCCGUUACUUGCAGUUCAGUGAUUAUUUUCAUGAGAGUAUUAUUAUUUUUUAAUAACAAACAUCGAUUUUAAUGAAUAAGAUAUUUCAAUAUAUUAGAAUUUUUUUCAAGUUAGCAUGCAGAAAGGAUAAUGCUUUAAUAACAUAAAGAAAAACCUAGUCUGAACAAUAAAUAAUUGAAAAAUUUUCAUGCACCAAAAAUGUGAAUGUUUCUAUAUAGUUAGAUUUCAUUGAAAAUUGCAGUCUAUGCCGUGCAAUGUGAUAUAGUUAAGGUACCAAUCAUUCAAUAAUUUUUUUUUUCAAAAAUAAAUACUUCUGAUGUUAUUUUUGGGAAAUAAAAUGUAUUUAAUGUGUUAAAGUUCAAUUCUUUAUUUGUUUGCAAUGAAAAACAAAUGUUCUGUAACUCCCAUUAACUUAUGGUUUAAUAAAAUUUACACCAAUUAUUUGUAUAUUGAAUAAAAUUUAUUCAUGAAAUAGGAAAAAGGUUCAGUUUUUUAAAAAAUCCUUUGGUAUCAUUGUUGUCCCUUUUAUAUAUUUUUUUUUUGAACUAUGAAGUUUAUUAUUAUUAUAUUCAAAGGACAGCAGGUUUUGCCUUUAAUGCCUUCUUUUCCUUAACAAAUAUUUUACUUCUUUUUGGAAAACUGCUAUUCAUUUGUACUGAUUUUUAUCUGUAGAUUUAGUACUGUCUGGUUGUAAAUUAUUUUGAUUGGAGAGGGGGAUUUGGAUACGCCUCUGUGUCUUUUGAAAUUGUGGUCCUGCUUAGAAUUAAUACUAUGUUAAUACUAAAAUAGCCAUUUUUAGUUGCCAAUCGAGAAAUUUUUAAGGUUUUUUUAAUUGGGGCAUUUAAGUGUGAAAUUUUUGUUUUAUGGCCUGAUUGAAGUGAAUAGCUGUUGGAAGCAAAUAAGGGGGUUUGUUAAUUUUAAUUUAUUUGCCUUUUGUUCACAACGAAAACAUCAAAAGCAUAACUUCUCAGCGAAUAAAUUUUGUGUAGAGAUGCAUUUUGAAUGAAAACAAAUCUAAGAAUAAAAGUGGAUUGUCGAGUUAUUUUUAAGUACUCUAUAUUUUUUCGAAAAUUUUGUUAUCUAUAUCUUUAUUUAUCCAUAUCAGAAUUACUCUUGUUCUUUUAAUUUCAUUAUAUAUAUAUUUACCUUUCAUUAUAUAUGUUUAUGUAAACGAAACUUUCAAAAUUACUGCACACAACUCAUGAAAACUUUUCCCUUAUGGUUACCAAAUUUUCUUUAAAAAAUUGUUUUUACCGGGACUUUGAAUGACAUAAAAAUUCCAUUAUGAAAAUAUGAUCAAACCCCUUUAAAUUAAUUAGAAUUUAAUAUGUAUUGGCUUUCAUUUUAUCAGUUCUUUGUAUUAUAAUAUGUAGUAUUCCUUAAUCAAAUGAAGCGUAGUUAUUUAUUCAUAUAUGGGGCCAAAUAUAAAUGCUGUUCAUUUCUAGUUAAAUAUAAUUACAUUUUAUUUCAAUAUUUCUUGAAGCAAGACUUGAUUUUGAUUUUCAAAUUUUGUCUUAGAUUUGGUGGUUUCCUAAUAUUUGCUUUAAUAUUUUGUAAUUCUUUUAUUUUGGUUCACUACGGCAUUUAACUACUUAUAUUAUUACCCAAGAGAACGUUCGUUUCAGGAACCCGAAAUUAUAACUUUUGGAUUAUUUUAGCCUGUAGAGGGGUGAUACGCGGUGUAAGAUGAACUUCUCUUUGGCAAGUCUUCUCCAUUGUUCCGGGGCCGCGGUGGCAAGGUCUCGGCUUGCGAGUCGUAGGGUUUCAGGUUCGAGGCCUGAUUCCACUGACGAACCGUCGUGUAAGGGUGUCUGUUGCACGUUAAAUCCGCCAUGCCAAACGUCCUCCCGCUGGUGUGGUGUGGCGUGGAGUGCCAGCUCAGUGUCGUCCUCGUUAUCUGACCGCGGUUCAAUAUUACGAGGUCCGUCCCAAAAUAGCCCUAGUGCUGCUUUACAACGGGAUGUUAAUAUAAUUAAACUAAAAAAAUCCCCUUUAUUCCGUUUGAUGCACCCCCCCCCUAUCGUUUUGAAUCGUACUAUUUUAAUUCAAAAUUUGGAUAUUUGCUUUUCAAAUGGCUACUUCAUCUUUGCUGAUUACCCGCGGCGGCUAUGCCGUCUUGUUAAUGUCAUGGUUUACUGUAUUCUUAAAUAAAUGCAAACAUUUCCAUCUUACUAGUUUCAAUGAAAUGAAUACUUCCAGACGUAUGCGCGAGUACGCAGAAGGCUUCCAUGUCAGAGAAUAGAUAAUAUACUGCUUAUAUUGUUUUUUAGUAUGAUCAAAAUGUCAACCUAUUUUUACAACUAACGGUAAAAUUGAACUUUCUUUUAUUGCAAUAUAUUUAUCUAAACAUGCUAUUCACAUGCCUUUUUAAAAGUGUAAGGAAUUUUCCACUGUGUAAUUUAUUGUUUUCAUUUAAUGACAAUAAGAUGUGUUUAAUUUAUACAUGCAUUAAAUUUUAAAUUUACACUAUUAUUUUUUAAAUUAUUAUUUUAUUCAAUUCAGUUCUUUUUAUUACAUCUUUUUCCAGCAUUUAUAUUUUCAGUUUCCAAGAAUGUAGUAAUUUGCUGUAAAUGUAUUUGGACCUCAACACAUUUUUAAAAAGCAAUAUUUUAAAAAAAUCAAUUAAUGAUUUUGAAAAUAAAUUGGGAUGAAAAAAAAAAAAAAAAA